AUGGCGACAAACACUAACGAGGCUAAUGGCACUGCUGCCUCUGAGCAACCUCCUAUGCAAACACCGAACUCCCAGCCUGCAUACGACUUUUCAAGCCUCUUGCCCCAGCGGGAUAUUGAUGCCUUUUACAGUGCCGAAUACGGAGAAACCACAGACGAAGACCGCUACGACUGGAUCUUGCUGUUCUGUGGCCUCCGCCAAGAUUGGCUGAAAGUCCAAGAAGACAUACGUAUCAUUGCAGACGAGGGGGUGGAUAUUAACUCUGAGGCCUCAUACUUCUUCGGUCAAUUCCAUGAGGUCAUGCAAGAGCGUGUUGCAGCCGUGGCACGUGGCGAGCCUAUUGUCGUAAAGGGUCAUCCGGAUAGGGUGCCAGGACAGAUGAUGAAGAAGUGGGCAGCCGAUAUUGCAGCGGGUAAACCUUCACUUUAUCAUCGCCUCGAGGCUGCGCUUGCCGAAGCGUUCAAGGAACGCGGACUGUUGGGGUCUCAUGGGCUUGACCCAAACAUGGCUAAAGCAACUUCGUCGGCCGAAAAUUUGGAAGCAGGACCCACUGGGUCCGGAGAGUCGACGUCUGCUGGAGACGAAGCGCAGGCAUGA
This is a messenger RNA of Bipolaris oryzae ATCC 44560, 597 nucleotides long. RefSeq lists its product as uncharacterized. The record is from RefSeq and is a predicted model, not a curated record. NCBI's taxonomy places the organism in Eukaryota, Fungi, Ascomycota, Dothideomycetes, Pleosporales, Pleosporaceae. The transcript is spliced from 3 exons. The coding region runs from base 1 to 597 and encodes 198 amino acids.